UGUUUCAAGAUGGCGGACGUGGCGGGCCCCUCCCGCUCGGGCGCCCCGGCGUUCUGGAGUCGCGACAUUUCUGAUGAAGAACAAUCAGUAGUAUAUGUUCCAGGAAUUUCUACAGAAGGAAAUAACAGAUCAAGAUACAAGUCAAGUCUAAAAGCUGAUGGUAAAGUUAAUAUGUCCAAAGUGACUCAUACUUCAAUCGAUAUGGAGUCUUUAAAAGGUGCCGGAGAUGCAGUAGGUGAACAGAAUUUGUGCAAGGAAGGAGCAAAGAGUGCAUCGUUGAAGGAUUUAUGUCUGGAAGACAAAAGGCGCAUUGCAAACCUGAUUAAAGAACUUGCCAGAGUAAGUGAAGAAAAGGAAGUGACAGAAGAACGACUAAAAGCUGAGCAGGAGUCAUUUGAAAAGAAAAUCAGGCAGUUAGAAGAACAGAAUGAACUGAUCAUCAAAGAAAGGGAAGCUCUUCAGCGACAGUAUAGAGAAUGCCAAGAACUUCUAAGUCUCUAUCAGAAAUACCUAUCAGAACAGCAAGAAAAGCUCAACAUGUCUCUCUCAGAACUUGGUGCUGCUAGAAUGCAAGAACAACAGGAAAGCAACAAGAAAAGCACUGUCCAGUCUUCAUCUACAGAAUUAGGAGGUUCUUAUAUGAGUGUAGCUAAAACACACUACUAUCAAACCAAACAAAGGCCUAAGUCUGCAAACCAUGACUCAGUUUCAGAAUCUCUUAAGGAACUUAGAAAUAAUACUUUGAAACCGAUAAUCCUGCAUCAUCCCAAAGAAGGUCUAGACAGGGUGACAUCAGAAACCAGAACAUGUACUUAUGAACCUUCAGAAAGAAAACCAGUGGAUACAAUGUCAAAAGAAAGAGCUGCAACAGAAGAACUACAGAUGAAGGAAUGUUCACACCCUAAGCCUAUUCCUUCUAGUCAGUGUUGUGUUCAUAGGCUUUCUGAAAAUGAAGAUCAUAUUUAUGAAAGCCAUUCCUCAAGCAUGGCCCCUCAGUGUUCUAGAACACACCCAGAAUCAUGCAGUUAUUGUGGGCACUCUUGGGAAUUUCUCAUGCAUGCCAGAGGGGCACUGCAAACCAGUGAAAUUGAUGUCAAAAAGCAACUCUCAGAAGAUAGAAGGCAACAACUGGUGCUUCAGAAAAUAGAACUGGAAAUUGAAAAGGAACGCCUUCAACAUCUGUUGGCUCAGCAGGAGACAAAGCUUCUCUUAAAACAGCAGCAGCUUCAUCAGUCUCGAAUGGAUUACAAUUGGUUAAGAACACAAACUGCAUUUAAGCCCAGAGAGGAUGCUGAUAAAGUGUUUACUAAACCCAGAGAGCUCAAUCUGGAUGUAAAUGGGAGUUACUCUGCACCAAGUUUCUUAACGUCAAAAUGUGAUGAAUGGCCACCUACAACCUCAGCAUCCUUUAAAAAGUACCAAGGCUCCCCACAUAGUAAAGAGAACAACAAAAAGGAGAAGAAGACCGUUGGGUUUCAGUCAUGUAUAGAAGAUGAUGCCCAGUGGGUGUGUCCAAAAACAGAUACAUGCAAACCCCAAAGAGUAACAGUGACAGAAGUUAGAAAAGAUGCAUCCACAUCUCCUAUCUUAAUAAGAAGCCAAAAGGAGCUUGUAACCUCGGCCUCCUCAUCAUCCCAAUAUAACAUCUCUCAAUUAAAAGUGACAGAAGUUAGAAAAGAUGCAUCUACAUCUCCUAUCUUAGUAAGAAGCCAAAAGGAGCUUGUAACCUCGGCCUCCUCAUCAUCCCAACAUAACAUCUCUCAGUAUGAGACAUCCCUGUUGGAUUUGGUUCAUUCUCUGAGCCCAAACUCUGCUCACAAGCCUCGUCCUCAUUCAUUCAGAGAAGUUGGGGCCCAGAAUCACAAUGCUUUGCGACUUAGCCCUCAAAAGUCAAUCUGGAAGAAGACGGGAACACAUAGGACUCCUGAAGACCUGGAGGAGAAUCAAAUUCUGGAAGAUAUCUUUUUCAUUUGACUCCAAAGCAUAAGCUACAAAAUUUCCACAGGAAAUUUGUGGGUUUCUUCACAUACUGAUCUAGGAUGUUAAAAUGAUUGAUUACAAAGUAAUUGUGAGUCUCCUUUCACAGGGACGUAUCUCACUGACACCCUACAAUGUAUUGAACAUAGAAUUUUCCCUAAACAACCCAAGGUGUUUUUGAUCAGACUAAUCAGUAGAUAAUACAUUAAAGGGAAGUAAGCUGAGGAAUAGUACCAUUUUAUGCCAGGGAUUAGAAACUUAGGGUACUUUUUGCAUGGCAGACAUCGUUGUAUAUUCAUUGUCAUUUAAAGAGUGUUUCCUUCUCAAUCGCCUGAGGAGAAAGAUUCGUUCUCUUUUGUACACAACAAAAACCUUUCCUCUCAAAGAUACCUCAAAUACCUUGUGACAAGCAAAUUUCAUAAAGACGUUUACAUUCUCCCCCUGUUCUCUCACCACUGCCUUUCUGUAAGUGUGAUCCUUUAAUUCUAAAGUUUGAAUUGGUACCUCUACCACCAGAAGCACUGGGAAUAAGUUGUGAGUUAGUUGUAGUAGUCUUCAGCCUGGUAACUGACCUUCCUAAAACCAAAAGGUCCAUUGGGCUAGAAGAAAGGACUCAACCAACUCUUGGAAACAAGCAGCAUUAAAAUGCAUGUAUGAAUAAUGGUCCUGGAAAAAAUUCAGAAGAGAAACAAGCUGAAUACUUUUCCUACCAAUGUUCAUGUUUCUGCCCCUGUAGUUUCCCUGGAUGAAGAAAAGCAAGCUCUAGAUAUUUCUUACUGACCCAAGUAUCAUAUCAGUUCACCUUCUAUCAAAUGUGCUCUUGUAAAUUGCCAUAGUUAUAUCUGGAGAAGAUUUCUUCAGAUGGAGAGUGGCGCCCAGCAGCUACAGCUGAUAGGCUUCCACUGGCAUUUCUCCCCCCAUGCAGGUGAAAGUUCCUGGUUGUCCAGGCCUUGCAUGUUUUCUGUCUAUGAAAACCAUGUAGUUUGGGUAGCCUCCAUGUCCAAGAGAAAAUCUCAUUGUCCCUACAGGCUGUCCUAUUGCGUCUACCCAGUCUUCCUUUACUUGGGUCUUUUCUUCUUUGGAGGAAAGAAUGACAUUUUCUUAAUCCAAAGUAAACCCAAGGGUAGAACUAAGCUAAUGGUAAAUGUUUUCUUGAAAAGUUGAAAAAUUAUUGAAGAUUCCAAUUUCCUUUUAAAUUUAUCCCUCUGAGAGUAGCCAAUCAGUUUCACUCCAUUUCAAAGAGCUUUUGUAAUAUGGAGCUUUCUUUGUUGUGUCUAAAGUGAGUACAUGGCAAAUAGGCAUUUUGAAAGAGAAAGGUUAUCACCACAAUCUUCAUAUGUCCUCUCUACACACCACCAGUUGCCAUUCUCUAUACAUUUUAUGUUGGUAUGAGGGAAAUAAGAUGUGAAUUUGUUUAUAAUGUAAUAUCUUAAUGGUUAAUUGAAUAACAUGCUAAUGUUUUCCUCAAUAUUAAAAUUACUUUGAGAUAUGUAUGUUCUAGUAGAACCUUGAGGCCUAACUUCUUAUUCCACUAAGAGAGAGCCUGACACAAAGGGCUCGACCCUUCAGAGAGAGAGAGAGAGAGAGAGAAUAUUCCCAGCAAGCUGCUUUAGAUUUGUUUGCCUGUCCAAGAUUUCCCCAAAACAAGACUGGACACACAGUAAGGGUACUGCAAAUAGAAUUACAACAAUGCCUAUCCUGCUACCCAUCAGUUUAUGAGAGAAAAACCAAUCAGUGUUUGUAAAAUGGAAAAUGAUGGAGUGUGUCCAUUAAAACUUCCUAAACAAGGCCCACAGUGCUUGAUUUAGAAAAACAAGGUUAAUCAAGGAAAACCUUCUACUGAUGUCACACUUCCAGGAGGCACAGUGUUGAUCAGCUCUGGUCUCCUGGUGGGAACUUAUCCAGAGCACUCAGAUGUCAUGAAGAAAGAGGAAUGCUCCUAUAGAGUCAUUCUUCACUUGUUCCUGCUUCCAGUACCAGGUUCAUUUUGGAGAGUGGCUGACCAAAUUCUAUAGAAGGGGAAGAAGACUUAAAAGAACAGAGCUGAGUACUGUCAGAAAACAGAGUCGUAGGCUCUGGAGAUUCCUCAGAGUUCACAUUUUAUCUAUAAUUCAGUGUACAUUAUUUUUAAUGUGGACAGAUUUUUAUAUACAUAUGAAUUUUAAAUUAAUAAAUUAUCUUUAUGACUA
Messenger RNA from Dipodomys spectabilis (banner-tailed kangaroo rat), 4166 nucleotides. Its product is annotated as KIAA1328 ortholog. NCBI's taxonomy places the organism in Eukaryota, Metazoa, Chordata, Mammalia, Rodentia, Heteromyidae. The transcript has 12 exons. Bases 10 to 1974 code for a protein of 654 amino acids. The record is from RefSeq and is a predicted model, not a curated record.